CUAUCGGCUCCAUGGGAGAUGUUCUUCCUUUUAUAAAUGUGGGCGUGGGUUUCUCUCGUCGUGGGCAUGAGGUUAUAGUUGCUGCUAAUGUGCGAUUUAAAGAAUUGAUCGAAAAGAAAGGCUUUGAGUUUAGGGAAAUAAAGUGGGAUAUGAUACACGAAUGGGAACAUACCGAUGCUGGGAAGCGAAUGGUUAGAUAUUCUUCAAAUACAAUAUUAGGGGUUCCAUUCACAUUUUCAUUUUUGAAGCAAGGUUUUAAAAAAUCAUAUGCAGAUGCUGAAAAUGCCUUGCGAGAUGUUGAUUUUGUAUUACUUGGUACAGGUUCAACAUAUAUGUAUCCAGAGUGUAUAAUAAGAAAUAUUCCUGUUGCAUACAUUAUGUUUUAUCCUUACGCAAGUAGUAAGAAUUAUACAGGGGCCAUUUAUGGCCGAUCUUUCGAUUCUCUGCAAUGGUUACCGUUUGAACUUAAUGUCACCAUAUGGAAAACAGUAGAUGUUUUUGCUACUCGUUGCUCUGAUGUCGGUCUUUUACCCAUUUACAAUCAAAGACUGGCGGAACUUGGUCUACCGACUGUAGAAAGGCUUCCAUGGUUACCAGGUGGUGCUUUCGAGGAAAAUAAGAUUCCUGUAUUACAUGUCUCAAACAAAAACUUGAUUAAAAUUCCACCAAAUCCAAAUAACCCUAUGGAAAAGCAAUUUGAUUAUCCAUUUUUAAGUAUUAAUGAAGAAUUAGAAAAUUUUGAACCACCAUCAGAAUUGGUUGAUUUUUUACGUAAAGGAAGAAGACCGAUCUAUUUUGGUUACGGAUCAAUGCAUAGUUUUAGUGAUGCUGAAAGCAGAGUACGUUUAUGGAUAGAAGUUAUGAAAAAGCUUCCAGAAAAUCAGCGGGCUUUGUUCUCUGGAGUGUCCACGGUCAAAAAUUCAGAAUUGGAUAAAUUCAUUCAGGCUGGUAGAGUAUUUCUUGUUGAGCACGUUCCUCAUUCGUGGCUAUUUCGUUAUGUUGCAUGCGUUGUGCAUCAUGCAGGCGCAGGAACGACACAUACUGUCGUAAGAGCUGGUGUUCCCUCAAUUUCGGUUCCGCACUUUGCAGACCAACCGUGGUGGGCAUCUAUAUUGCAUCGACAUGGUCUUUCAGUAAAUGCAGGUAUUCAUGCAGGUACUAUCACAGCUGACAAACUUUACAGAGCAUUACUUGACACACUGACGGAUAAAGAGUUAAUAGAAAGAGCUGCGGAAAUGGGUUUAAAAGUUAGAAAAAGCAAAGCGCAUUGUCCGGUAGCUAAAAUUGUUAAGUAUAUAGAGAAUUAUUGGGAUAGUAUGAAUUGGGACGAUCUUUCUUUAGAAGGCGAUGGUAGCAAAAGUUCUGCGAGUUCAGAAA
Messenger RNA from Racocetra persica, 1377 nucleotides. Lineage: Eukaryota; Fungi; Glomeromycota; Glomeromycetes; Diversisporales; Gigasporaceae. The record is from the annotation of a GenBank genome assembly.